GUAACGAGAAAUAAAACAUUUCGAGUGUGAGAAAGAAAGCACAGUGUGAGUGUGCUGAAGAAGAAGAAGCAAAGCAAAGCGUUUUCGAUAGGUUUGUGAAGAACAAUGAAACGGUUUUUCAAAGUAAUAGAGAAAGAUUCAGAGAAAUGUUCAAAGAAACCCAAAGAAAACGAAAAUGAAGAAGAAAAAAAACAAGACGAAAACGAAGAAGAAGCAACGAAGAAGGAGCCAUUGAAAUUCAUGACAUGGAACGCCAACAGUUUACUCCUUCGCGUGAAGAACAACUGGUCAGAAUUCAGCAACUUCAUCACCACCUUCGAUCCCGACGUUAUCGCCAUUCAAGAAGUUCGUAUGCCCGCUGCUUCUUCUUCUUCUUCCAAUUCCAAAUCCGCUCCUAAAAAUCAAGCUGAAGUUAAAGAUGAUACUAACGCUGCUAGGGAAGAAAAAAGGAUAUUGAUGCGUGCACUUUCAAAUCCACCGUUUGGGAACUAUCAUGUCUGGUGGUCUCUUGCAGAAUCAAAGUAUGCAGGGACAGCACUAUUUGUGAAAAAAUGUUUCAAGCCCAAAAGUGUUGUUUUCAAUCUUGAUAAAAUAGCUUCAAAGCAUGAACCAGAUGGCCGAGUAAUCUUAGUUGAAUUUGAAACACUUCGUUUAUUGAAUACAUAUGUACCAAAUAAUGGGUGGAAAGAGGAGCCAAACUCAUUUCAAAGGAGAAGAAAAUGGGAUAAAAGAAUCCUGGAAUUUGUUAACCAAAAUUCAGACAAGCCUUUGAUAUGGUGUGGGGAUCUGAAUGUCAGUCAUGAAGAGAUCGAUGUGAGUCAACCAGAGUUUUUCAGUACAGCAAAACUCAAUGGUUAUGUUCCUCCAAAUAAAGAGGAUUAUGGGCAACCUGGAUUUACCUUGGCUGAAAGAGCACGAUUUGGUACCAUCUUAAGAGAGGGGAAGCUGGUAGAUGCCUACAGAUUUCUGCACAAGGAUAAGGACAUGGAGCAGGGCUUCUCAUGGUCUGGAAACCCAAUAGGGAGGUACCGCGGAAAACGGAUGAGAAUAGACUAUUUCAUAGUUUCAGAAAAAAUUAAAGAAAAGAUUGCUGCAUGUGAAAUGCAUGGAAAAGGGAUAGAGUUACAAGGUUUCUAUGGAAGUGAUCAUUGUCCAGUUACUUUGGAGCUCUCUCCUAGUUCCAACCCUCAAAAUGAGGAUCCAAUAUAAGUACUUAGCUGGUUAUGUUACAAAGCCAUUGUCUAUUCUCACCAUCUUAUUAAUGUCUCUAUUGUCUAGAUGCUUACUGUUUCGUUAACGAGAACUGAGAAGCUAUUUCAUACUGUUUCUCUUGCAUGGACUAGCUGCCUGCAGAAAUGGUCAUUGUUAUGGGAAUUUUCCCAUAAACUUCAAAUUCUUUUGUAGCACAUAUUAUGCCUAACAUUUAUGCCUAGUUUUCUCCCUUGCACUUUUA
This is a messenger RNA of Medicago truncatula (barrel medic), 1453 nucleotides long. RefSeq names its product DNA-(apurinic or apyrimidinic site) endonuclease. NCBI's taxonomy places the organism in Eukaryota, Viridiplantae, Streptophyta, Magnoliopsida, Fabales, Fabaceae. Gene Ontology annotation, molecular function: phosphoric diester hydrolase activity; double-stranded DNA 3'-5' DNA exonuclease activity; DNA-(apurinic or apyrimidinic site) endonuclease activity. Bases 106 to 1209 code for a protein of 367 amino acids. Gene Ontology annotation, cellular component: nucleus. Gene Ontology annotation, biological process: base-excision repair. The record is from RefSeq and is a predicted model, not a curated record. The transcript is spliced from 8 exons.